AUGGAGAGCAGGCGUCGGAGAACCCCCCGACCGGAGGACCAGAUGCGACGACCGCGCGAGAAGCUGGAAAAUCAACAGAAACGCCCUGAACAAUAUCGGCCAUGGCCUAUUCUGGGCUGGGCGUUAGUCGCGUGCGCCUUGAUUGUGUUGGCAUAUCUUCAAGGACCGGGGGAAUUCUCGCUCGACCGUUUAAUCUCGCCCAUUCAACAUCCACAUCGCCCUGGACCUGAACCCGAUAACGCAGCUGCUCUCCGCCCUCGAAUUGAGCUUCACCCAGAGGAGCAUACCUCCCGUCCAGCCGGAACACAGCAUCGGGAUUGGCGCAUCAGUUCGGGGAACCGAAGGCCAGAUGGUGUGUUGAAGCCGGUCUAUCUGAUAAACGGUGAGCGGGACUGUCCUACCCCGGGCCCAACAAUCGAGGCUCGCUCUGGCGAUACUCUGGUCAUUACCGUUACCAAUGAAUUGCAAGAGGAGUCAAUUGCCUUACACUGGCACGGUCUCCAUGUAGCCAAUGCCAUGGAUGGCGCGGCGGGGGUAUCACAGUGUACCAUCCCUCCCGGAGGCCAGUUCGUCUAUAAUGUCACCAUCCCCCCAGACCAAAGCGGCACGUUUUGGUAUCACGCGCACUCGGGAACCUUGAGAGCGGACGGCUUGUAUGGCGGUCUGGUGGUUCAUGCUCCGGCCCCCAAGUCUACUGUUCGGGGGCUGAUUUCCCGUGAACGUGGCCGUGGCGAGUCGAGCUACGAUAAGGAGCUUCUGCUUCUCAUUGGGGAUUGGUAUCAUCGGCGAUCUGGUGACGUUCUUGCUUGGUAUCAGAACCCAGGCAAUAAUGGAAAUGAACCUGUUCCUGACUCCCUCUUGGUCAAUGGAGUGGGCCAUUUUGACUGUUCUAUGGCCGUGCCUGCUCGUCCGCUGGACUGCGUGACCCAAUGGGUCAAUUCAUCGUUCCUGGACCUUGAACCGGGCCCGAAGUACCGGAUCCGCGUUGUCAACACUGGUGCACUGGCUGGGAUAUCCCUCACAUUCGACCAAGAGCAUUUAGACCUCAUACAGCUUGAUAGCACCGACACGGCGCGCUCUGAGCAGAAAGAUGCUAACUCGAUUGGCAUUCUAUACCCCGGCCAACGCAUGGACUUUAUCCUUCACUCGUCACCCAAAGCCUCGAAACAAUCGUCUAUAAUGAUUUCCCUAGACGAAGAAUGCUUCAAAUACAUCAACCCAGCUCUGACACCCGAACAAACCUUCCUAAUAAAUUACCUCCCCUCAUCCUCAUCCCCCGAAUCCGAGGCAAAGGGUAAAAAAUCCGAACCCACCAUCCGCAACACCAUCAACCUCGACGACAUCCCAUCCUCCCCCUCAGUCCUCAAAAACCUCCCUCCAAAGGCCCAGGAGACGCACGUCGUCUACACGAAGAUCCAAAAAAUGGCCCGCAACUCCAAUAUGCCAUUCGGAUAUUUCAACCAUACGUCCUGGCGGACACAGCAAGAUCCCCGCGUGCCGCUGAUCGCUCUGCCACGGAGUCAAUGGGAUGAGAAUCAGUUCUCGAUUACGACUGGAAAGGAGACGCAGUGGGUGGACCUUGUUGUGAAUAAUCUAGAUGAGGGACCACAUCCUUUUCACUUGCACGGCCACCACUUCUACAUCCUAACGAUCCAAGAAGCGACAUUCGGCUGGGGCUCCUACAACCCCUUCGUUGACGACUACCCACCAGGCCUAGAACCCGACGAAACUACAGACAACACACACACAAAUACCUCCCAAGAACAACCCUACGAUCUCACCCGCGCAUCCCUCCGCGACACAGUCCAGAUCCCGAGCCGCGGGUACGCUGUGCUGCGUUUUCGCGCGGAUAACCCGGGCGUGUGGAUGCUGCAUUGCCAUAUUCUGUGGCAUCUUGCGACGGGGAUGGCAAUGCUUAUUGAUGUACAGGGUGACCCGGGGGGAGUUGUGGCUCAUGAUCUUGGGCGUGGGGGUGGGGUUUGUUCUGGUUGA
Penicillium lagena is the source of this 1992-nucleotide messenger RNA. Its product is annotated as multicopper oxidase-domain-containing protein. The coding region runs from base 1 to 1992 and encodes 663 amino acids. Gene Ontology annotation, molecular function: copper ion binding; oxidoreductase activity. Lineage: Eukaryota; Fungi; Ascomycota; Eurotiomycetes; Eurotiales; Aspergillaceae. The record is from RefSeq and is a predicted model, not a curated record. The transcript has 7 exons.